Molecule: messenger RNA, 1506 nt
Organism: Trichophyton rubrum CBS 118892
Lineage: Eukaryota; Fungi; Ascomycota; Eurotiomycetes; Onygenales; Arthrodermataceae
Exons: 1
Coding region: 1-1506 (501 amino acids)
Molecular function (GO): nucleotide binding
Source: RefSeq, a predicted model, not a curated record
AUGUACGCCGUUGCAGAGCCUAACAACGAGAGCCGUCAACGCUUUGGACGAAAGUACGUCUGGGGAGAAAAGCAGCCGGUUAUAGGUCAAGAAUUCAAGGACUGGAAGAGCUGGCUGGACUGGGAGAAAGACAGACGCAGCAAGCUGGAUGGUUCGUCUUCGUCGACUGAUAUUGGAGUUGACGGCGUCUUCAUCUGCACUCUGGAUGACUCACACCUGGAGAUAGUCCAAGCCAUCGCGCCAUUGAAUCUACAUAUAAUGUGCGAGAAACCACUAGCUCUGUCUCUGAAGGACAUUCUUCUAGCCUCUAAGGCUAUUACAGAUGCAUCUCCAACAUCACCGUUGCCGUCAAAGAUAUUCUCGAUUGGCCAUGUACUUCGGUACAGCCCGCACAACCAGCUGCUUCGCAAACUCCUCCUUAUAGACAGGGUGAUAGGAGACAUUAUAUCUCUGGAGCAUACAGAGCCAGUGGGGUGGUCUCACUUUGCUCAUAGUUAUGUUCGUGGGAAUUGGAGAAGAGAGACAGAAAUUGGAGAUGGCAGCUUAUUGACUAAAUGCUGCCAUGAUAUCGACUUCAUACUGUGGCUGCUCUGCUCACCUCCGCCAGGGGCACCAGUGGAUUACCCCGAGCAUCUACCACGAACUAUCACCUCUACGGGGAUGCUUGCCCAAUUUACCAAGGCGAACAAGCCCGUUGCAGCUGGAGAUAGCACAAACUGCCUUUCCUGCCCCAUUGAACGGGAUUGCAUAUAUAGUUCUGUCAAGAUAUAUAAUGACCUAUGUCUGGCGAAAGGCAGUACAGGCUUCCCAGCGCAUAACGUAUACCCGGAAAUCGAAGACGUUCUCUCAAAACAUGGCAUGGAAACAGCAAAGAAAAACCUCCUGGACAUCCUAGCGCAAGACUACGACGUCAAGACAACGCGUGAUGAGAAUAUUGCUUUGCGCCCAUGGUACGGGCGAUGCGUGUACGAGUCUGAUAACAGCGUAUGCGAUGACCAAUUCGUCACCAUGUCCUGGGGAAACGACCCCAUACCACACAGCCUUGAUAUUGGAUCAGAAUCAAACACGCAAUCACCACUUGGCAACAGGGGUUCCAAGCUCGCUACACUGCAUAUGGUGGCUCCCACCGAAUCCCAGUGUGUACGCCGUGGUCGUAUAUCUGGCACUCUGGGCGAAAUAACAUAUGAUGGUGAGACAAUUAGCAUUUUCACUUUCGGGACGGGAGAGACGAAGAAGUAUUCCAUAGCUCCACCGCCCCCGGAAGAAGCAGAGUCCCAUGGGGGUGGGGAUUAUGGACUCACAAGGGCCUUUGUCAGGGCGGUGGACUCCGUAGAAAAUAAGGGGUGGGAUGUAAAGAAGGCUCAGAUCGAGAUUCUGGGAUGUACCUUGGAAGAGGCCAUUCGAAGCCAUGCUGUUGUCUUUGCGGCCGAAGAAGCACGAAGGGAAGGGCUCGUGGUAAAUUGGAAGGACUGGUGGGCGAGGAAGAUAUCGCAAAUGCUGAAUUAA